ACUGAUUAAGAGAUCAUCUAUUUUAUUCGUAUGAGUUCAAGCUUAUUUUGUACAUGUCACGGUGCUAUAACGCAGAGGAAUGCAAGUUCUCCUAUAGUAUUAAUGAACAAAAAUGAUAUUCGAGAUAUAUACAAUGAUUUUUAAGGACUAUCAGAAGCAUGAACUGUAUAUAAAGCAAAUAUGAGCGAAGUAAAAAAAGAAGAGAAAACGCCACUCCGCUAUCAUGAGUGGAUGAUUAGACCAUGUAUGAUAUACAAAGAUGAGUAUGAUGAUUGCAGCAGUAUAAAGGCUCGUUUCCAUCAAUACUUUAUAUUCGGUGAAACAAUCGACUGCAACCAGUGGAAGAUUGAUUAUCGCAAUUGCUAUCAAUGGGAAAAGCACAAAUCGGAAGAAGCAUAUGACGCGCUGAUUAAGAGCGAGAAGCAACGCCGAUAUAAUCGAUUGCAUGCGCAUUAUCAGAACGACGUCUGGGAGAGGAGGAAGAAACCGCCAGAGAACUGGAACACUCCUCUGCCCGAAUGGAUGCAAAAGAAGUUUGAGAACUCGUAUCUGCAUAUACGAAACAAAGAGAUGAAGCAGAACGUAGAGCCUUUCCGUUCAUUCCCCGCGAAAAAGAGGAGCAAGGAGGAGUUUUUGAACGCAACGAAGCGUGAGCUGCGCAUGCGUGAGACUUGUUUUCACCUUGAACCAAACCACCAGCCCCGAGCGACGGCGCAGAAUCUCCCGGAGCGGAACGACGCGGGAUCAUUGCGUCGGUAAGGUCGCGGGACAUGCGUGGUCGUCCGAGGAUACGUCGCCUGGCGAUCUUCCUAAUCUCUUAACGGCGUCUACAUCGCCGAGGAGUCAAUUCGUGCGCCGAAUGAAAGAAGAAAAGUCACUGGAUCACGAGACGCGAGUAAACGGAGCGAGUGGAACGUCCAGUGUUUCGAACGUCGCGGCGCGCGAACCUUCCACUCUUGUUUCUACUCGCGCUCUCUUUCUCUCUCUCUCUCUCUCUCUCUCUCUCUCUCUCUCUCUUCCUCUCUCCGUCCUUCCUCAUAAUUACGCCGCUU
Molecule: messenger RNA, 1052 nt
Organism: Atta colombica
Lineage: Eukaryota; Metazoa; Arthropoda; Insecta; Hymenoptera; Formicidae
Product: UPF0545 protein C22orf39 homolog
Exons: 5
Coding region: 181-759 (192 amino acids)
Source: RefSeq, a predicted model, not a curated record